Trichophyton benhamiae CBS 112371 is the source of this 3177-nucleotide messenger RNA. RefSeq names its product stress response transcription factor SrrA/Skn7, putative. Lineage: Eukaryota; Fungi; Ascomycota; Eurotiomycetes; Onygenales; Arthrodermataceae. Gene Ontology annotation, cellular component: nucleus. Gene Ontology annotation, biological process: phosphorelay signal transduction system; regulation of transcription by RNA polymerase II. The transcript is spliced from 8 exons. Gene Ontology annotation, molecular function: DNA-binding transcription factor activity; transcription cis-regulatory region binding. The record is from RefSeq and is a predicted model, not a curated record. Bases 1 to 3177 code for a protein of 1058 amino acids.
AUGGACAGAGUAAAGUGGACUGGAAAAGAGGAUAAGAUGGCUAAGAGGAGUAAGAGGACUAAGAAGAAGAAGAAGAGAGAGAAGAAGAAGAAGAAGAAGCGAGAGCAAGCAGAGGAUGGCUCGCUAGGGGAUGAACUAGGGGGAGGUCAGCUAGCCGGUGGAGAAGGCCAGGAAGAGUUUUCACAGCAAGUAGAUAGAAAGGGAAGAGGAAGAAGAAGAAUUGUCGCUGUUAAGUUGUCAGCCAAGGGGCAGAGACAGGCCAGGCCGGACAUCGAAGUCCUUGAGGAGAAAAAGGCAAAAACAUCCUCGUAUUCUCGUCUCUCUCGAUCUCUUCCUCUUCGUCUAUUAUUAUUGUGUCUCUUCUUCUAUCUGUCUAUCUCUAAUCUCUGUCUCUAUCUCUCUGUCUAUCUCUGUCUGCUUGCUCUUAAGUUCUUCCUCCCUUUCGACAUCACCGACCGUCGCCGACCUUCCUGUCCAUCCCCGACCGUCAGUCUCUCGGAGUCUCCCUCUCAGUCUCUCUUCCAUGGACUGACCUUGGCCGGCCUCCCCUCGCGACGCCCCUUGGAGACUCGACUCGUCUCGUCCUCUCUUCUUCUCUUCUUCUUCUUCGUCUUCUUCUUCUUCUUCCCGGCCUGGCUUGCUUGCUUGCUUCUUCUUCUUCUUCCUUUCUUUACUUUUUGCUGCUUCUCGCCUGCAUCCUUGCCCUCGCCCGCCGGCCAGACAGCGACAGCCUCUUCUCCCUCCUCCCUCCCUCCAUCUCUUCACUUCUUCUUCUUCUCUUUACUCUCUGCUCUCUAUCGUCUACUCUCUACGCUCUGCUGCUGGCUGCAACUCGCCAUGGACAACCCUCCGCCCAGCGGCUCGGCCGGCAACUCGAGCGACUUUGUAAGUCUUCUCUCUCUCUCUCUUCUCUUUCUUCUGCUGAUGGUGACUGACUCGCGCAUAGGUCAGGAAGCUCUACAAAUCGUCAGAUGGGGAGACGACAGAGACAGCUUCGUCGUCCUGGAGGUCCGUCUCUCUCUUUGCUUCUUAUACUGCUUAUCCAGCUCUAAUAACCCUGUAGUGCGAGAAAUUCACAAAGUCCAUCCUGCCGAAGCACUUCAAGCACAGCAACUUCGCCAGCUUCGUGCGCCAGCUCAACAAGCGUGGGAGUUUAAACACCCCGAGUUCAAGGCCGACAACAAGGACUCGCUCGACAACAUCCGCAGAAAGGCGCCGGCGCCGCGCAAGCAGGCGCCCGCCAACGAAGACUCCAUCCCCACACAGCAGCUCGACCUGCUCAACUCGCAGCUCCUCGCCCAGCAGCAGCAGCUCCAGCACCUCACCGAGCGCAUCUCCCAGACCAGCAUCGAACACCAGAUGGUCCUCCAGGAAGUCCGCCGCGUCCAGAAGUCCGUCCUCGGCCACGACCAGGUCGUCCACUGCAUCCUCACUUACCUCCACUCCCUCGACGCCCGCCAGAAGAGAGACUCCCGCGCCGCCGCCGCUGCUGCCAGCCUCUCCUUCCAGUCCCAGCCCACCGAUCUCAGCCCGUCGCAGGUCGCCGGCAUAGACGAGAACCCGGCUGCCUCCCCCUUGCAGCACGCCACCAAGCUGCUCAACGAGAUGACCGCAGAGAACCAGUUCAACUUCUCCGCCCUCGAGGGGAUAGUCGCCGCCACCCCACCCCUCGACCCCCAGCAGCAGCAGCAGCAUCAGCAUCAGCAACAACAGCAACAGCAGGCCGCCGCAGCCGCAGCCGCAGUCCAGCAGCAACGAGCCAACGCUGCCGCUGCUGCUGCCGCUGCGGCCGUCAAUGGGGUCAACGGGGUCAACGUCGUCGGUGGUGUUGUCGGGAUGACACCGCCCACCUCUGCCGCCGCCGCCGCAGCCCAGCAGCAGGCCGCCUCGCUCUCUUCUUACCCCAAGAUGAACGGCGAGCUCGAGCAGGUGGUCUACCCGGUCGGCGCAACCAACGGCAUAGACCCCAUGUACAGCGAGCACGUCAACAACAUCCCUUACCCGCUACCCACCAACUCCUCUGCAAAUAAGGACAUGGACGUCCCGGACGUACGGCGGCAGUACCCGGUCGGCAACGACGGCCGGAAAAAGAGCAUCUACCCGGACCCAGGCUGGGCGCGGAGUCCGCACAUCCUGCUCGUCGAAGAUGACCAGACCUGUCGCCAGAUCGGAGGAAAAUUCCUAUACUCUUUCUCCUGCAUCGUAGACACCGCACUCGACGGGCUUGAGGCGGUGAACAAGAUCCAGGGCGGGUCCAAGUACGAUCUCAUAUUAAUGGACAUCAUCAUGCCAAACCUCGACGGCGUCUCGGCCUGCAGUCUCAUCCGCCGCUUCGACUCCACCCCCAUCAUCGCAAUGACCUCCAACAUUCGGUCCAGCGACAUAGACCUCUACUUCCACCACGGUACGUCUCUUCGACGACUACUAUCCGUUUUUGAAGAUCUGCUACUAACGAAGUCAGGAAUGAACGACGUCCUACCAAAACCAUUCACCCGCCAGUCCCUCCUCAACAUGCUAGAAAAACACCUCGUCUCCCUCAAAAACGUCAACCCAAUGGACGCAUCGCAACAACAGCAGCAGCAGCAGCAACAACAACAACAACAGUCACAGCAACAGCAACAGCAACAACCCACCGCAUCAUCAAACGCCCCUCCCACCCCGCAACCACCACCGGGCCAACCUACACCCACAAACUCCAACCAAGGGCCCGGUCCCAGCCCUCUCUCCAAUUCCAUCUCCGUCCCCGUCAAUGUCCCCGUUAACGUGCCCGUCUCAGGCCUCCCGCCUUCCUCCCAGCAGCCCGUAAAAGACGAAUCAUCCCCAAACCAAUCCCCUUCCACCAUGGGCCAGCAGACAUGGCAGAACUCCCCCCUUACCCCCGCACCAGGCCAAUCCUUCGACACCAACGGCCUCCAGUACCAACAACAGCAACAACAGCAACAACAACAACAGCCCCAAUCGCAGAACCAACAACCUCCCUCUCAGACCCCAACCCAGUCCCAGCACAACCACAUCAAGCACCGUCGUCAAGCUUCAGACAUGGCUGGCAUAGACCUCAAUGUCAACGCGUAUAACAAGCGCCAACGCAUCUUCCCUGGUUCUGGGCCUGGUCCCGGGCCUGGUCCCGGCCCCGGUGCUCAAGUGGUAAAUCCCAUGCAAACCAGCAGAAUGGCUUAA